Conger conger (European conger) is the source of this 1747-nucleotide messenger RNA. Its product is annotated as cytochrome P450 2K1-like. Bases 351 to 1697 code for a protein of 448 amino acids. Gene Ontology annotation, biological process: xenobiotic metabolic process. The record is from RefSeq and is a predicted model, not a curated record. The transcript is spliced from 8 exons. Gene Ontology annotation, molecular function: oxidoreductase activity, acting on paired donors, with incorporation or reduction of molecular oxygen, reduced flavin or flavoprotein as one donor, and incorporation of one atom of oxygen; iron ion binding; heme binding. Lineage: Eukaryota; Metazoa; Chordata; Actinopteri; Anguilliformes; Congridae. Gene Ontology annotation, cellular component: cytoplasm; intracellular membrane-bounded organelle.
UGAUUUAGAGCAUGCAUUUCAGGUUCACUGUCUGGGAAAAAUUGUGCUUGCUGGCCUUAAUUUAAAGACAUACACCAGAAACGCACCAGUUAUGUGAUAAUUACUGAUGUGUUGCUCUAAUAAUUCACUGCAAACUGAAAACAAGAGUGUGAUGCAGGUGGUGGAUUAAAUUAGGCAAGUGUGAUCAUUAUCUGGCAGUUGUCUGGUUCUGAAGAGCAGGGGGUCUUUAUUGCAGGAGAACUGGGACUGCGAGGGAGAACAACCCAUUCACCACAGGGACAGACGCCACGGCAACCACACUGCGUUUUUUGUGGCCUAGUAAUCCCAGCGAGAGCAAACUGAGGGAGACCAUGGCAGUGGUGGCAGGUCUUCUCCUCCAGCCUUCCUUCACUGAGGUACUUCUGGGUGCUGUACUAGUGCUGUUUCUGCACUAUGUCAUCACCUCCACCCUCAGGUUCAGAAGAGAGCCCCCUGGACCGAGGCCCCUGCCCAUAAUUGGGAACCUGCUGCAGCUGGACCUCAACAGGCCCUACCAUAGCCUCUAUGAGCUGUCCAAGACGUAUGGAUCAGUGUUCAAGGUUCAUUUUGGCUGCAAGAAGGUCAUUGUUCUAGCAGGAUACAAGACGGUCAAAGAGGCGCUCGUCAACCAUGCCACAGAAUUUGGGGACAGGGAUCUCUCUCCUGUAGUGAGAGAUUUAUACAACGGACAUGGUGAACCAUUUGACCCAAAGCUGCCAUUGGACUAUUCUGUUGCCAACAUCACAAGCUCCAUCGUUUAUGGCAGCAGGUUUGACUACAGCGACCCUCAGUUGUGGGAAAUGGCUACCAUUCACCCUACAUAUGCCAAAAUAUGGUAUCCCAUCAUCCAGCUCUACGAUGCAUUUCCCUGGCUUGCGCGGAGGCUGAAGUCUUGGGGCGCUGUGGUGGACUUUGUGGAGAAGAAGAAGGCGAGGGUGAGGAGACUGGUGAGGGUACUGCAGGACAGCCACUGCGCCCAGGAGAGGAGGGGCUUUGUGGACUCCUUCCUCACCCGACAGCAAGAGGAAUCCGAACGGCAGAACUCUUUCUUCAACGAGGAGAACUUGGUUACCUGCGUACUCAAUCUGUUUUCAGCAUCGGAUACCACGUCAACCGUACUGCAGUGGGCACUGGUCAUCAUGGCCAAGUACCCACAUAUUCAGGAGCGUGUGCAGGAGGAGCUGGGUCAGGUGAUCGGAAGCCAGCGCCCAGAAGCCAAGGACAGAAAAGCUCUGCCGUACACAAACGCUGUAAUCCACGAGGUCCAGAGGGUGGCCAACAUAGAUCCCCUAUCUGUGCCCCAUGCUGCCAGCUGUGACGUAACCUUCAAAGGCUUCUUCAUCAGUAAGGGUACUCGCGUGAUCCCACUGCUCAUGUCAGUGCUGUGUGAUGAGAGCCAAUGGGAGAGCCCCCACAGCUUCAAACCCGACCACUUCCUGGAUGACCAGGGCCACUUCGUCAGGAAGGAUGCCUUCCUAUCCUUCUCUGCAGGGCGGCGGGUGUGUCUGGCAGAGAGUCUGGCCAGGACGGAACUCUUCCUGAUCUUCACCUCGCUCCUGCAGAAAUUCUCAUUUUCCCCGCCCCCCGGGGUAUCUGAGUCAGAGCUGGACCUCACACCUGUGGGCUCGAAUAUGCUGAGCCCCACCCCCUAUGAACUGUGUGCAGUGAGCCGGUUCUGAAGUCUGGACUCUCACGCACACACACACACACACGUCCAUGAUCAACUUCA